AUGUCAGCACAUGACCAGAUUCGAGCUAUGCUCGAUGAAUUAAUGGGAACUACCCGAGAUGGAGAUUCCGACAAGUAUCGAGUGAAAUUUGAUGACCCUCGGGUAUGUAAGAGCUUCCUACUCGGCUGUUGCCCCCAUGAUAUUCUGGCUAGCACGCGUAUGGAUCUUGGAGACUGUCCAAAUGUCCACGACCUCGCCCUGCGUGCAGACUAUGAAACAGCUGCCAAAACAAGGGAUUAUUUCUACGACAUUGAUGCCAUGGAGCACUUGCAGAGCUUCAUUUCAGAUUGUGACCGCAAAACUGAGGUUGCCAAACGUCGUCUGAAGGAAACACAGGAGGAACUUAGCGAAGAGGCAAACUCAAAGGCUGAGCAGAUCCAUGCGCUUGGUGAGCAGAUUGGUACUUUGAUGGCUAAAGCAGAGGAAAUUGGAGCUGCAGGACAGGUUGAUGAAUCCAUGAAGAUGCUGGAAGAAGUCGAAGCUCUUAAAAUGAAGAAGAUGCAAGCCGAAAUUGAGUUGAGGAACUCAAUGCCGGCCUCCAGCUAUCAACAGCAAAAGCUUCGAGUCUGUGAGGUUUGUGGUGCUUACCUUGGCAUUCAUGAUAACGAUCGUCGGCUGGCAGAUCAUUUUGGUGGAAAGUUGCAUCUGGGAUUUAUCACCAUCAGAGAGAAGUUAGAACAGUUGAAGACUCUGGUUACUGAAAGACGGGCCCAGCGAGAAGCUCAACGGGAGGAGAUGCGCCAGAGACGGGAGAAGGAUAUGGAGAGAGAUAGAGCAGGCAGUAAAUCUGAACGCAGCCCUAGCCGAAGCAAAAUAGAAAGAAGUGAGGCUGAGCGAGGUGCAAGAAACCGCAGCAGGGAUAGAGAGAGUCGAAGAUCUCGCAGCCGUGACAGCCACAGGAGGAGGCGGAGUUCAAGAUCAGGAGAUCGUAGUUCAAGGAAGAAGUCUAAACGCAGUCGUUCCCGAUCAAGGAGAUCUCGUUCAGAUUCUAGAGAAAACAGACGCCGCCAUUCUCGCUCUCGCAGCCACUCGAGGAGGAAGCACACUAAACGCAGCCGUUCCGGCAGUCGGUCCAAAAAUAGGUCACGGUCGGGGAACGGUAAAGACUUGCAAACCACCAGUGAGGUGGAACAGAUGUGUAAAGGAAACGUUUAUCUAACAGAAAAAAAUGCUGAUGGGUAG
Messenger RNA from Candidula unifasciata, 1182 nucleotides. The record is from the annotation of a GenBank genome assembly. NCBI's taxonomy places the organism in Eukaryota, Metazoa, Mollusca, Gastropoda, Stylommatophora, Geomitridae.